AUGGCUGCACUUGAGUUGUACAUGCCCAAAGUACCUAUGCCCAAAGUACCUGUCAUGAUCUCCAAAGUACCAUUUUUGCAAGUGGGUUCAUCUUUGGUGUCAUUUUUAACGAAAUAUUCUUUGAUUUCUAGUGGGGAAGAACAAACAUGGUGGGGAUGGCUGCAGUCAGCAAAAGAGAAGGUUGUGUCACAGUCUUCUGAGGUACUGGAGUUUGUCAAGAAUGACAUUGAUGAGUUUCGGAAGGUGGUUUCAGAGGAAGCAUCCACAGUUGUCUCUUCAACUGCCACUGCCCUAAAAACAAAGCUCAAGCUGGAUGAGGAUGACAGUACUGCUGCCAACGUGAAGAAGAGCGUCAGUGGCUUCCUAUCACACGUUGCGGAUGUUUUCACGCCUCCUCCUAAUGAUGAAGACGAGGAAGCAUUUGUUAUUGCCAACCACCAGCCUGUGAUGAUCUCCAAGCUUGAGGCAGCGGUAUAUGCCUCCAUUCAGGAUCCAGAUGUAUUUUUAGAAGAUCCUAAGGAUGAGGCAGAUUAUUCUGCCUGGCUUGAAUCUUUUGAUUUGAAAGAAAAACAAAUUGAGAUUGCAGAUCUACUCGUCACAUGCAAGCCUCUUCAUAAACAUUUCUCCAACCUCGUUCCUCAACAGGUCUCGCACACGCUGUUCUGGCACCGCUACUUCUACCUCGUGCAUCGUCUGGAGCAGCAGCAAGAGAAGCGCCAGCAGAUCACCAGUAGAGUCUCUAGCUCACCUCAGGAAGAUUCCCUUCUCUGGGAGGAAGACGAGCCUAUCGGACCUGAGGUUGACAUCCCCGAAGACGUCCAGACGCAGCUACUACAGCAGUACGAGCAGGAGCUUAUGACAGCCUCCACCACUGCCACUGCAACCACUGGCCCUGCAACCACUGCCCCCGUCACCACCGCCCCCACCAGAAGCGCUCCUGAUGCUGAUAAAUCCUCGACCACUGCCGGUCCUCACACCGAGCAGCCAAAGUCCACGAUCACCGAGGAGCUGUUAUCCCCAACUUCCGAUCCAAGUGUCCCCGCAGAGACGCCAUCUCAGAUAAUGCGACAAGCUGCAACCAAGAAGAACAAAUCAAAGAGCGCAAAGCAAAGAGGUACUAAGACAACGCCGGGUUCCAGCGCGAGCUCGUCCCCUGUUAAAAGUUUGAGCACCGACAGCAACGAAGAUGAGUGGGAGAAGGUGGAGGCGACUGACGAGAGCGACAGCGGAAUGGCGUCCAUCGAGGGCGGCGGGUCGCCCGCUACUGACCGGCCUGCCUCGGAGAAACCCAAGGGUGAAGAUUGGGAGACAUGGGAGUAAUAUAAAUUUACCAGAAACCUGCUCAACCUAAGUUGUCUGGGACCCAUACACUCGCUCUGAACGGCGCAGGAAAACCUCGCUGUUAUUGCUCACUAAGGCGCACUAACUUAACAAAUUCAAACCUUCCCCACGAAUUGAAGGCAAGCAAGUAUCGUGCAAACCUGGCUGCGCUAUAUAACCUUAUCAAGAAACGAGGCAGAGGGCAAAAGUAAAAUGGCCUUGCUGGAAGACUGGCCGAUCUGUCAGUAGCUCUGCACCUACCAAACCUGGAGAUUUUAAUUGUAUUCGUCUGAUUACAUUCGAUACCAUUUUAUGAAAAAUUUUACCGUUAUUAUCGGAGUAUUUUGCUCUUCUACUCGUUCGGUGGUCAGAAUGAUUUCUUAUGUCUGGGUGAUUUUCAACAUAAUUGACGUUACUAUAUCUUCUUGUGGGUCAGUGCUCACACCAUAGACUCACUCAGAUUAUUAAUAAUGUUGAGGAAAGUAAAAUAAACAUUUAUAUCAGUAAUUAGUUCCGUGUGUAUGCAAAGAGUACGUUAAUUUGUUGGGUUUCCGUUGGGGUUACAAAACGAAAAUUCAUGCGGGUAAGAACAGAUUUAUAUCUUCAACUCAGACGCUCAUGAAAGCCGUCCUUGAACACAAGGAUGUAUUUAUCAAAGCAGUUUAAGUUUAACAGUCGUUGCAUCCAAUUUAGAUUUCAAUAACACUGUAGUUAAUCGAUACAGGAGUACAUAUGCCUGCAAUGAUAGGCCUCUAGUGCAGGUUUUUACAGUUCUAGCAAAUUUAUCACUAUAUUUUCUAUAAUCUAUUUCCAGGUAAUACCAAACGAAAAUAAUCUGUAGUUAUUUCUGACGAUGUCUGCCGGUAAUGACGCUUAAGUGGCGUUCAUAAGUGGUUUAUAUGAGAACUACAAGGGGGCUUAGAUGUCGGAACACUGUCGUCUUGUGGCCGAUUGCUCCGCUGUUGCUCAGGAACAUAAUUGGACGCGAAUGAAGUUUAUCUGAAUCUCGCAUGAUUCUGAUUCCCGGAGCCUCACAAAUUGCUACUUAUUGUAGAUUUCCUUCCGAUUGAGUGAACCUUAAUUUGUUGCUAAGCAUGGGCAGCGUACGAAAUUUGUGUCGAUUGUUAUUUGUUGGACCAAUAAAUCCUGUAAUCCGCGUUAUUUCUGUCAUACUGCGAUGAAGAAUUUGUUGAGAAAUUAAUGGGCAAUUAUCUGCCAAGACGCCAAGACGAAUUUCCACUUGGGCAAAGACAUGAUUAUUGUUCUAUUAUACUUUUUCUUCACGUCGGUUUCAAGCAUAGUGAGUCAAAACAAUGUUUUAAUUAAUAUUUAUACAUUAUAUUCAUGCUUAUCUCUGGCCACUCCGGCUCUCGUACCAGAGAAGUUUUUACUAUUUGACUUUUAGUAUCUUGCUAAUUUUCAUUUUACUUCCAACAAAGGCAACUAGCUUCGUAUACUGGGCUUCGUCUCUACGCCAUGUUUAACUUGCUCUUGCUUUCGUAUUCCAAACUUGGUGCAGAACAUUUUGCGGGCUUCCUAGCGUAAAGUGCUAGCAACGAACCACAUUCUUUUGUGGUUUGUUGUCUCCCAGUCUAUGGCUUUAAUGCUCGUUUACGUCUGUCUUAUAAUAGAAUAAAUACAUCAUUGCCAACUCAUUUUAUUGUGGGAAAACCCAAUUUUGCUUUCUGUAAAAAAAUGAUUUACCUGUAUGUUUCGGAAACCAUUGUUCAAUAGCACAACUCGUUGCUUAGAUUAACAUUUAUUUUUUACGUACCCGAUGGCCGAAAGUUUUAUUCAUUCGAGCUGCUCCUUUUUUUUAGAAGCUCGUAGUGUGUUCUUAUUCUAUGGUAUACAAUUACGCUGUAUUCGUACAUAAUUUUGAGCAAUUAACUUGUAUAAGAGGAAUAAUGCGUAGAAGCCCUCUACUUUGUCAGGUUCCUCAUUCAUGUUUUUUGUUAGCGAAAAUAGUUGGGCAAAAAGGUAACAUUGAGCAGGUUGCAGAUUGUGAACGUUGGGUGAAGUAUACUCUUCCUGAAUUCACUCGAGUAAAUUUUGGUGGAAACUCCACUCUGCUCACGAUAAUCAUAGGCUUUCAUUCGGCUGAAAAUUGUUUAAGUUCAAAAAGUUUACGUACUCGGUGACUUCCUCCAACCUCACUAUCAGAGAAAUUACAUGUGCUAUCUUGCGGUCCUGUUAUUCCAGCGCUAAUAAUUUGUUUUUAAUAAUUGUAAGUUUAUUACGUUGUAGCGUGUUGUUUGCACAUCACUACCCGCUAGCAAACUUUAAUGCGACAAUUGCGCCUUUAUAUAUUCUUUUUUAUUACUUUAGUAUUGUGCUACACUUAUUCGAAUUUAUCUCAUAAGAUCAAAUUAGAGAUUUCAAAUCCAUACCUAGUUUAAUUGCUUUCUAAAGUCUUCUUUGUUAUUUGUGUGUGUUUCUUGUUUUUGUUACUAAUGUCUGAUUUUUCAAGAACUAUAGGAUGACUUAUUUUAGUUUGAAUCUCUGCUGAGGUGGCAGUCCCGUGUAAUUUGUGUAAUGAAUUGUCCCAGACUUCUAGCUUGGGUAAGAGAUUUAAAUUAGUUAAAAGAUCUCUCGUCGUGAAGUUACUGCAUUUUUGAGUCAUGUGACUGAUACCAAGUAAGCUCCAAGCAAGUUGCGACGAUAUCGAGGCUAUAAUAAUUUGAUUUUAUUUACAAUUACCGAAUAGCUCAGACAGUGAUCAGAUGUAAAUAGGCUCGAUUAUUCUGUGCAAUAUUGUAAAGUCGUAACAGUUAUUGAUUCAAGGUAGGGAAGUUUGAAUUACUUUUUAAAGGCAGGUCUUAUGAGAACUAAUGAUCACAGCAUACUAUUCUUUGAUAAUUAAUUCAUCCUUUUCCUUCAAACUCUGAACUUUAGAAUGGGAAAUAUAGUUUUUUUCCGCCAUGGUAAGCUAGUGCGCUAUUCUCUCAUACAAUGUCUUGAUAACAAUUGCAAUGUAACGAGGGCUUUUUCGUGAUGUUGAAUACGCAUUUGGUUAUAUUGAA
Molecule: messenger RNA, 4343 nt
Organism: Hyalella azteca
Lineage: Eukaryota; Metazoa; Arthropoda; Malacostraca; Amphipoda; Hyalellidae
Product: BSD domain-containing protein 1-A
Exons: 8
Coding region: 1-1320 (439 amino acids)
Cellular component (GO): cytoplasm
Source: RefSeq, a predicted model, not a curated record